AUGAUUGACACAUCCAAAUACAUUUUUGAGCACAAACACGGAGAAGUUGAUUACAGUAGGAAUAAAAUAGCACUUUUCGAGUUUGACAGCACGAUAUGCAUCUACGAGAGAGUAGUUACGGAAUCAUACAUUUUUCAAAGCCAAAAUUGUGUAAAGAAACUACGAGAUCUCCAUAGAGACGGAUAUUUUGUCGCAAUUAUCUCAAAUAAGAAGAAUGUCCGAACAGAAAAUGAGAAGAAAAUAUUCAGAAAGAAAAUCACGAAUAUUUGCAAGGAGAUUGAUAUUCCAAUGAUAUUCAUUGGGUCAUUGAUCCAUAGUAGAUUCCACAAACCAACAAAUGGAAUGUAUUUGUAUCUAUUGAGUCAGCUAACCAGCACCAAAGAUGUUGUUUCUGGUCUUCUUCUACUGAAUCACAGUGAAUUUCAACUUAAAGGGAUGAAAUUGGGUGAAAUUGGAAUCAUAGGGAACUCAAAAAUAACAAGCAGCAUUGACCUGACAAAUAGGCCAGAAAUGGAAAUCGAUGUUCCAACGAUAUCAAGGAAGUUUGAUGACGCGUUUUACGUAGGUGACUGUGUGGGACGACUCACUGACUACAGCGAUUUCGACCUGAAGUUUGCGAAGAACUGCGGCUUGAGAUUCUUCACUCCUGAACAAUAUUUUGAUAAUGCAGAAAUGAUUCAGUAUGAAAUAUCAGAGAAACCAAUUCAAUUGCAUGUUGGAAACAUGGACCUGAGUAUUCUGAAAGGAGUUAGAGCUGUAUUCUGUUAUGGACCACUCUAUUCAGGAAUGCAGUAUUUUGUGAAGAGAUUCGUAGAUGGAGACGCAGUGGUAUUCUACAAUCUCAAUAAAGUAGACAGAAUCAGAGAGAUAACAAAGAGCAAUGAAUAUGUCUGUUUGGUAUUUGAAUACGACAAAUCAGUGAUCAAACAGCUCAAGAAUACACUCCAUUUAUCAGAAGAGAUCCACAACUUCAAAAUCAGCAGAUAUAAUUCGAAUAUUUUGAAAGAGUUCAAGAAUAAGCACAAUGUACCAUUUGUGUACGAUGACAGUCUUUUUAGUGAAUUUAAGAAGGAGAUAUGCAAACAACUGCUGUAG
Molecule: messenger RNA, 1095 nt
Organism: Enterospora canceri
Lineage: Eukaryota; Fungi; Microsporidia; Enterocytozoonidae
Source: the annotation of a GenBank genome assembly